Conger conger (European conger) is the source of this 5167-nucleotide messenger RNA. It is a transcript of the gene tbc1d9, whose product is annotated as TBC1 domain family, member 9 (with GRAM domain). Gene Ontology annotation, molecular function: calcium ion binding. The record is from RefSeq and is a predicted model, not a curated record. Bases 490 to 4272 code for a protein of 1260 amino acids. The transcript is spliced from 22 exons. Lineage: Eukaryota; Metazoa; Chordata; Actinopteri; Anguilliformes; Congridae.
GUGCGGUGGCGCUACUGAGUGGGUUGCAUUAUACUGUAAAAGCAAGGAUUGCAUUGUGUGGGUUAUCAUUGCUUUGUAAAGUACCUUUUGCGGCUGCCUGACUGACCUAUGCGGCACAAUGGACGAGAAAGGCAGAUGGAGGGCUGAUAUUAUUUUGUCUUUCAUUGCUGAGUUCAAACAGUAGUAUUUCUACCAGCUAAGCGCAGCCGUCACACCUGACAUCCUCGGCGCAGAAUCGACAAGGGCUCAUCCAUCGCGCAGCUCCAUUGUGGGAAUCGUUCAGGAUUUUGUUUGCUGAAUACAUAGCCGACAUAUCGUUCUAAUGUUCGGUGUUGGUUUUUAAAAUUUUUACGGGUUUUUUUUUUACUGAAAAUAACACAUUGAUAUUGUUUUCACAGUGCAGAGGCUUCAAAAGUGGGUAACUCUAGCUAACUGAACGGUGGCUGUGUCAGUUGGGUUUGAUGUCCUUCUAACGAAAUUAAUGUGAAGAUGUGGGUCAACCCGGAGGAGGUUUUGUUGGCCAGCGCGCUGUGGAUCACGGAACGAGCGAAUCCAUAUUUCAUCCUUCAAAAGAGAAAGGGACACGGAGAAGGAGGUGGAGGACUCGCGGGGCUGCUGGUUGGAACCCUCGACGUCGUCCUGGACUCCAGCGCCCGAGUCGCUCCCUACAGAAUCCUGUACCAGUCCCCCGACUCCCUGGUGUACUGGACCAUAGCCCACGGGAGCUCCCGAAAGGAGAUCACUGAGCACUGGGAAUGGCUGGAGCAGAACCUGCUGCAGACGCUCUCCAUCUUCGAGAACGAGAACGACAUCACCACCUUCGUCAAAGGCAAGAUUCAGGGUAUCAUCGCAGAGUACAACAAGAACCAUGGCAUCAAGGAGGAUGACGACACGGACAAGUUCAAAGAGGCCAUCGCCAAGUUUCGCAAACUCUUCGGAAUGCCCGACGAGGAGAAGCUUGUGAAUUACUACUCCUGCAGCUACUGGAAGGGCAAAGUUCCCAGACAGGGCUGGCUCUACCUCAGCAUCAACCAUCUGUGUUUCCACUCCUUUCUGCUGGGCAAAGAAGCCAAACUGGUCAUCCGAUGGGCAGACAUAACCCAGCUGGAGAAGAAUGCCACCAUGUUGCUGCCUGACAUCAUCAAAGUGAGCACCAGGUCGCACGAGCACAUCUUCUCCGUCUUCCUCAACAUCAACGAGACCUUCAAGCUCAUGGAGCAGCUGGCCAACAUCGCCAUGAGGCAGCUGCUGGACAACAAAGGCUUUGAGCAGGACCGCUCUCUGCCGAAACUCAAGAAGAAGUCGCCCAAGAAGGUGUCCGCUCUCAAAAGGGACCUGGACGCCCGUGCGAAGAGCGAACGGUAUAGGGCCCUUUUCAGACUACCCAAGGAUGAGAAGUUGGACGGUCACACCGAUUGCACGCUUUGGACACCUUUCAACAAGACACACAUCCUCGGCCAGAUGUUUGUGUCCACCAAUUACAUAUGCUUCACCAGUAAAGAGGAAACCCUAUGCAGCCUCAUCAUCCCAUUGAGAGAGGUGACUAUCGUGGAGAAAGCGGACAGCUCCAAUGUGCUCCCCAGCCCGUUGUCAAUCAGUACCAAAAACAGAAUGACCUUCCUCUUCGCCAACCUCAAAGACCGGGAUUUCCUCGUCCAGAGGAUUUCAGACUUCCUGCAGCAGACCACGUCCAAGAUUUACUGUGAAAGAGAGCUCACAGGCAGUUUCAACAGUUCUGAUGAGGAGGCCUACUCCCGCCAGAGCAGCCUCCUGUCCUGCAGCCCCCAGCCCAGCCUGGGCUCCGAGGCUGAGGGUGAUCGGCAGUUCAACCUCAACCACAACAGCGUCCCGACCGCCAGCCAGGCCCUCAUGACCAUGUACCGCAGGAGGUCGCCCGAGGAGUUCAACCCCAAACUGGCCAAGGAGUUCCUGAAGGAGCAGGCCUGGAGGAACCACUUCACCGAGUACGGACAGGGCGUGUGCAUGUACCGCACACAGAAGACCAAAGAGCUGGUCCUCAAGGGCAUUCCAGAGAACAUGAGGGGCGAGCUGUGGCUGCUCUUCUCAGGAGCCAUAAACGAGAUGACCACUCAUCCGGGUUAUUACGAGGACCUGGUGGAGAAGUCCAUGGGCAAGUACAACCUGGCCACGGAGGAGAUCGAGAGGGACCUGCACCGCUCUCUCCCCGAGCACCCGGCCUUCCAGAACGAGAUGGGCAUCGCCGCCCUGCGGAGAGUCCUCACCGCGUACGCCUUCCGCAACCCCAACAUCGGCUACUGCCAGGCUAUGAACAUUGUGACCUCUGUGCUGCUUCUUUACGCCAAAGAGGAGGAGGCCUUCUGGCUGUUGGUGGCCCUGUGUGAGAGGAUGCUCCCAGACUACUACAACACCAGGGUCGUAGGUGCGCUGGUGGACCAGGGUGUGUUUGAGGAGCUGGCCCGGGAGUACGUUCCCCAGCUGUACGACUGCAUGCAGGACCUGGGCGUGAUCUCCACCAUCUCGCUGUCCUGGUUCCUCACGCUCUUCCUCAGCGUCAUGCCCUUCGAGAGCGCCGUGGUGGUGGUGGACUGCUUCUUCUACGAGGGCAUCAAAGUCAUCUUCCAGCUGGCGCUGUCGGUGCUCGACGCCAACAUCGACAAACUGCUCAACUGCAAAGACGACGGCGAGGCCAUGACUGUCCUGGGCAGGUACCUGGACAGCGUGUCCAACAAAGACAGCACUCUGCCCCCCAUCCCCCACCUGCACUCCCUCCUCACAGACGACCGAGAGCCCCACCCGGAGGUGGACAUCUUCAAGCUGGUGCGCAGCUCCUACGAGAAAUUUGGCACCAUCCGAGCUGACGUUAUCGAACAGAUGCGCUUCAAGCAGAGGCUGAGGGUGAUCCAGACCAUCGAAGACACGACAAAACGCAAUGUGGUGCGAACCAUCGUGACUGAGACAGCCUUCAGCAUAGACGAGCUGGAGGAGCUCUACGUUCUGUUUAAGGCGGAGCACCUGACCAGCUGCUACUGGGGCGGCACUAGCAACCCCACCGACCGGCACGAUCCCAGCCUGCCCUACCUGGAGCAGUACCGCAUCGACCUGGAGCAGUUCAAGGGGCUGUUCGGCCUGCUCUUCCCCUGGGCCUGCGGGGCCAACUCGGACACGCUCGCCCUGCGCUUCUUCAGGCUGCUCGACCACAACGGAGACUCUCUCAUCAACUUCCGAGAGUUUGUCACCGGAUUCAGUGUGCUUUGUCAUGGCGACCUCGCUGAGAAGCUGAAAAUCCUCUACAAGAUGCAUGUCUUGCCUGAGGUGACGCCUGAACAAGACGAGCCGGACUCAGCCUUCGAAGCGACGCAGUACUUCUUUGAGGAUAUCACCCCGGAGACGUCCCACGGACUCGAUUCCAAGUCAAAGAACGAUAAGGACGAUGGUUUUGUCAGAGUGACCUUCAAGACUGAAAAAGUGAAGAAGAUGCACACCCCAGACUAUCGCACAUACUUACGCCUGUGGAACCAGGAGAACAAGUCCAAGCUGGAGAACAUGAAGGAACUGCCGAAGCUGAACCAGGGCCAGUUCAUCGAGCUGUGUAAGACCCUGUACAACAUGUUCAGUGAGGACGCCAGCGAGCAGGAGCUCUACCACGCCACCGCCACGGUGACCAGCCUGCUGCUGGAGAUGGGCGAGGUGGGCAAGCUCUUCAACAGCCCCUGCUGCAAGGAGGACGAGGAGGAGGAGGAGGAGGAAGAGGAGGAGCGCCGGGACGCCCGAGAGAGGUGCCGCGGCCAGGGGAAGGAGCGCCCCCGCUUCGCCCCGAAGCCGCAGGGGGGGGAGGAGGAGGGCGGGGCCGGCCAGGAGCGCCCCCCCUGCCCGCAGAUGGAGGACAUCAAGCUGGAGGACUCCUCGCCCAAAGACACGGCCGUCUCCUCUGCCAUGCUCAUCUCCGACGACGAGACCAAGGACGACACGUCCAUGUCGUCGUACUCCGUGCUGAGCGCCGGCUCGCACGAGCUGGAGGACAAGCUGCACUGCGAGGACAUCGCCGACGACACGGUGCUGGUGCGCGCCGGUCACCACGGCGACGGCCUGCCCCACAGCGCCAGCAUCGACAAGGACUGGGCCGUCACCUUCGAGCAGUUCCUGGCGUCGGUGCUGACCGAGCAGGCGCUCGUGCUCUACUUCGAGAAGCCGGUGGAGGUCGCGGCGCGCAUCACCAACGCCAAGAACGUGCGCAAGGUCGGCCCCCUGACGUCCGCCAGCGACUACGAGAUCUCCUCUCUCUCCGGGUGAACAACCCCGCCCUUAAAACUACGUUCUCUCGCGUUCCGUUUUCGCCCUCAGACCUGUGGGAACGUUUGACGGGUCGUCUCUAAACCGUGUGAUUUGUUUGUGUAUGUGUUCCACUGUUGCAUCUCAUUGACUGUCUGGUCAUAGGAGGACUCUCUCUCUCUAGCCACGUGAAAGUCACUUAUUGACAUAUAUUUAUAAUAAGCGGAAUACAAGGUUUGAUGCUCUGCUUCAUAAAGACUGUAACUGAGGUUUACUUGUUAAGACUGUUAUGUUUCCCACAAAGGAUCCAGCAGUUUGACACAUAGCCAUAGAGUAGAAAAAGGGUUUGUCGUUGACUUAGUACAGGAAGGGCAAUCCUUCUAAAUGUGUCUUCAAUAUACUAAAUGAGCUUGUUCUAAUUUAUAUGGAGUAAUGUACAGUAUAAUACUGUACUAUAAUAACCUCUUUGAUCAUGUCAGGCUAUGUAUUCUGUCUUUGUGAUCUGCAAUUACUCUUUAACUACAAAGGAAACUGUAAUGAUGUCCACAGCUGCAUCUACUGUAAUAUGAAAUGUAAUUCCGUGGUUUGACUACAUAUCCACUUUGUAUAGAUUAAUGUUAUUAGCUGUUGGUUGAAAUGUUGUUUUAAACAGGAGCACCCGCACUUUGAUUCAGUUUUUUCUUUGUCAGAAAAGGUUUACAUUUCUUUCUCUCUUUUAUUAUGCCUUUGCUCGUCCUUUCAGACUUUUAUUCUGAAUCUGUACACUCAUAGUGAAAUCAGCUGGUCUUUUUUUGCUGUAUUUUAAACUGCUGUGUUUGUUUCAUUGUGAAUAUUUUAAACAUGUAUAUGGUUUCAAAGCUACUUCAGCUAAUAAAAGAAUGUAGAAGGAAUGAUUUAAUGCUACAAAUCUACAAAA